This is a messenger RNA of Penicillium expansum, 2154 nucleotides long. Its product is annotated as M3 family metallopeptidase. The record is from RefSeq and is a predicted model, not a curated record. The coding region runs from base 1 to 2154 and encodes 717 amino acids. Gene Ontology annotation, cellular component: mitochondrial intermembrane space. Gene Ontology annotation, molecular function: metalloendopeptidase activity. NCBI's taxonomy places the organism in Eukaryota, Fungi, Ascomycota, Eurotiomycetes, Eurotiales, Aspergillaceae. Gene Ontology annotation, biological process: proteolysis; peptide metabolic process. The transcript has 3 exons.
AUGAAGACCACAACAGAACACUUUGUGAUCCACGAACCGCCGAUCUUCGACUCAACUCCACAGUCACUGAAAGAAGAGGCACUGAAAAUCAUCAAUGCCACCACCUUGACAUGGAAUUUGGUGGUAGCCGGAGUCCAAAUUGCCGAAGCCUCCUUUGAAAACACAAUCUGGCCAAUUAUCCAGGACGAAAACGCCAAGUUUGAGAAGCAACGCCUCCUACUCUUCUACGGAUCAACCUUUCCAGUCAAAGACGUGCGAGAUGCAUCAAACGAAGUUUCCAACAUGCUUACUGAUGCCGAGGUCGAACUAUUUUCCCGACGUGACAUGUUCCUCCUGGUUGACAGCGUAGUGACCAAAGCAAAAACCCAAGGAUCCGCUCAGGACGACGAGUCCCGUUAUUACCUGCAAAAGCUCCAUCGACGCUUCCUUCAAACUGGAUGUGGUAUUACCGGCGAUGCACCUAGGAACGAAUUCAAAGCAAAGAUGAAGAGAUUGAGUCACCUUGAGAGAGAUUGCAACCGGAAUCUUAAUGAGGAGACCACGGGUAUCUGGCUGACUCCGAACGAGCUAGAUGGCUUGCCCGAUGCUGUCUUAGGUCGACUAAAAGAAGGUGAGGGCAGUCAGGCUGGCCAACUGUGGCUCCCCACCAAGACUCCUUUUAGCGCCCCGGCCAUGAAGAACGUGAAGAAGGAGUCGACGAGGAAGAAGAUUUAUUAUGCCGUCCAAAACAGGAUGGCAGGUAGCGUCCCUCUCUUCCAAGAACUUGUUCUUCUCCGCGAUGAGACAGCCAGGAUGCUUGGGUAUCCAAACCAUUUCGCGCGAAAAACGAGCGACAAGAUGGUUCAAGGCCCUCAAGUGGUGGCUGAUCUGCUAUCAGAAAUUCGUGAGACUGUGGCUCCUCUGGCUACGAGCGAUGCAGAGGAGCUUCUUCAACUUAAGAAGCAGGAGGCAGCCGCCUUUGUAGAAACCGCAAACAGGCUAUUUCACUGGGAUAUCUCGUACUUCACAGAACGACGCAUUGAACAGACCGAGACGCGGGAGUCAGCCCUGUCCGAAUACUUCGAACUCCAAAUGACGCUUCAAAAACUGCUUCAAAUGUUCCAACAUCUGCUCGGAGCAGAACUCCGAAGAGUUGAUACUGCGGACCGCGAAAAUCUCAUCUGGCACGAAGAUGUGCAGAUGUAUACGGCCUGGAAGGUUGAUGGCGUGACUGAUGAAUUCCUCGGUUACGCCUAUCUGGAUCUUUUCCCUCGAGAUGGGAAGUACAGCCAUGCCGGACACUAUCCAUUGCAGUUUGGCUACCAGCGGCCUGACGGGGGUCGUUUCUACCCAUCCUCGGCCUUGGUCAUGAACUACGUUAGACCAUUGCCCGAUCAACCCACUCUUCUCAGCAUGGACGAUGUUCGAAAAUUGUUUCACGAACUUGGACACUUAUUCCAUGCACUGUUCACAAGGAUUAAACAUGCAGGCCUCUCCCCAGUGGAUCGCGACUUUGUUGAGGCCCCAAGCAUAAUGUUGGAGCAAUUUUUCUGGAUCGAGCGUCAUAUCAAAGACAUCUCUUAUCAUUAUUCAUAUAUCAGUCCAUCAAUGAUGUCCGCUUGGAUGACUAUUAAUGGAAAGUCUCCCGAUAAAAAACCCCCGCAGAUACCACCCGUUCAACUCGAUGAUGAUCAAGCGGCAGCUCUAUCCCAAAGAAACAAAGGUGUAAAGGUCCGAGCCCAGCUGAAUAACUUAUUCUUCGCCACAUACGAUAUGCUUAUUCAUAGCCCUGCUUCGAGGGAAGAGUUGCUGCGGACUAAUCUCACGGAGCUGUUCAACAAGACACGCUCGAGCAUCUCCGGGACUCAUGGAGGGGAGAUACUAGGGGAGGGAUGGGAAUGGGGCCAUGGCCAGACAGUUUUCCGAAACGUGAUUAACAAGUAUGAUGCUGGAUACUACAGCUACCUAUUAGGCACGGUAUUUGCGUUUGAUAUUUUCGAGACUGGAUUUCGCCAGGACACAAUGAGCAAAGAGGCCGGACGACGAUACCGUGACAUGAUUCUCCGCGUAGGCGGAAGCCAGCCUGAGAUGAAGACUUUGAGAGAUUAUCUAGGCCGUGAGCCAACUACCAGACCCUAUCUUGAGUGGCUAGGAGCUAAACCUCGGGAUAUAUAA